AUGAAUCGUUUCGUGGAUUUCUCGGAUGGUUUUGUGCUUAGCAGUGGAACUGUGCCUAUCGACAUCCCCAAGGGCUUGGUCCUCCUACUGUACUAUCGGCCAAAGGGAGAGUACAUGUUACCGAAAGGGAGGAAGGAUGUCGGAGAGACCUUGGAAGCUGCAGCGAUUCGCGAGACCAUGGAAGAGUCAGGAUACGAGUGUCAUCUAUUCAAACACCAGCUUCCCACCAAAGCGCAGGGACUCAGUGACCCAAAACAUACCGAACCGAUUGCUGUUCAACAGCGAAUAAACCAAGGCGUCCGCAAGAUCAUUUUCUGGUACAUUUCCGAGGUCGAUUCAUGCAGCCAUCAGAUGGCCGACACACAAGAAGAGGGAGAAGAGUUUGAUGUAGAAUGGGUGCGCAUGGAAGACGCACCUUCAAGAUGCUCCUUUGCCGAUGACAGAAAGAUUGUUGAGAAAGCUUUGGAGGCCGUCCCUCGUCCGCAUCUACCGUUAGCUCCCCCACAAACAGGGACAACCCCACAUAGAGUCGAAGACGAUACAGAUUGGGAUGGCUUCGGGUUCUUGGAGACAAAGGAAAGCAUAGUGAGACUCAUCAGAGACUUCCGAGCCGAGCUGUGCGCCAUGUUGCGAAUCGAGAAAGAGGAGUGCCCAUCGAUGAAGGUGCCUGAAGAUCCAAUGUUGCGGAAACAGUGGGAGAUCCUGCGAUUUUCAGGAUGGACGACGGAAGGAUCGAAGCGAACUAUCAAGCUAUGGUCCAAGGAAUCUCUCGAGCGAGCAGUAUCCGCGUCGAUCUCAUCGCACCUUGGACUGUUGUCGCACAAAGUCCGGCGCUUCACAAUACUUUCUGACCCUGAACAUGGUCCUCGACUUCACAUCUAUCAACCGAUUCGCGCAACCGAAGAUUUGCACAUCCUUUGCGAUUUUGAUUUCUUACAAAAAACAGCAUUGGGGUCUCCAACAUCUUCAAAUACCGCAACGACCAAGACCGUUAGCCCAGGUGUUUCCUGCGACUUGUUUCUGACAUCUCUAUGCCUUUUUGAACACGAGCCAGGCUUUACAACAACUCUCAAAGCCAUGAUCAUCCGGAAAUGGCAGCUGCUUUCAAGAACCCCCGAGUCGCUAAGCAUAGUACCGUUCUUCUACCGAGUCCAUGCUAUCAGCUCUGCUUACAAGAGCAAGCUUCAAGCUGAGAUGGUGAAAAUGAAUCUGGAAGCAUCAGAUGCUGGGUCUUCCUACAUGUCCAGUCCCGUCGGCGCGAGACGAGCGGCCGAGAACACGAAAGGGUACCGGGAUAUGAUCCUCGGCCCAUUAUGUCCACAAAAAUGUACAACCUCAGCGAAGGACGACCUGCGUUGGCCUGCAAGUCCUUCCUACGCUAAAGCAAACAUGAUUCGAGGUGAUCCAACAGAAUUACGCCGCACAGCUUUCUCAUCAAACUCCAACGGCCGCUACGCAGACAUAAUGAGAAAUACGGAUCAGACCUGGCAGCAGGUCUACAUAAAGAAUUCAACUUCUGCGCUGCUCGAGGUAGAAGUACUUCAAAGCCUCAGGCAGUAUUUCCCUGUCGAGACUAUCCAGAUCGUUCUUGCUGUCGAUGAACAUAAAAGGGAUAUAUUUUUCAAGCGCUUCCAAGGCGAGACAUUGAACGAAGUUCGCCUUCGGUACUAUCAUAGGCAAAGCCCUGUCUCUGGCCAUCUGGAAGAGCUGUAUUACCGUUCAGAUGAAUGGUUCAUUGAUCUCGACCUUCGCCGAGCCAGUGAUGUUUUGGCAGCUUACCAAAGAUCCUUCAGGCAUAAAAUGUCACCUAUCAAUUGCUCUGAGCAGAACAUCCACACUCUUUAUCAUAAACGCCUUCAACAUCAUCGCCGGUUUCAGGAAUUCUACGGCACCUGCAGUCCCAGCUUUCUUGAGGGCGCUUCCAACAGUAAUGUGUCUUUGGAGAACUUUCUAGACAUACCUAUCAGCAUCAAUGGCCAAAGCCAUGGAACUUUGCGGUACCACCUUGACCGUGCCACUCACAUUCUCGACCCGGAAAGACCUGCCGGACUUCAGUCUCUCCCGUGCGCCUUCGGCUUUGGGGACGGACACGGAGGAAAUGUUCUAGUUUCUUUGGACGUGAGUCCACCAUCUUUGCUCUAUAUUGAUUACGAAGUGACUGGUUGUCACACACCUUUCUUGGAUCUGGCAAAACCUAUCUAUCUGGACGGCUUCUUCGAUGCAAUGUACGCUGACCUCUUGUACGACGAUAUUCUCCACAAGGACGACAGUGGCAGUAUCUGGGUAGAUUGGAAAAUUGGAAAAGAUUGUAUAUCCAUCGACUACGGUUUGGCUUUGGAACCCUUGUGGAAGACCCUCGCCGGCAUCAAGCUCGAGUACGUUCUCAGACCCAUACUCGAGAUGCUCGAGCAAAUCGCUCCAUCGCAAAGAGAUACCGCCGAGGAGACACUUGCGUGUGGCCUUUUCUGUUGUGCACUGCUCUCGAGGGACUACUCGACAAGGUCAGACGUUUUCUACCUCAAUCUAGCUAUCGGAGUUCGACUCGCAACGGAAAUGAGGGUCGUAUUCUCUGAAUGUUUUGGCUGGAGCAACUGGCCCCAGAGUGUUUUACAGGAGGAAGGAUCUCUUCCACGUGCAGCACCAGAACCAGGGAACCAGCAACUGAUCUCCUUCAGUGGAAAGAGACGCACUUUGCACGGGUCGAGAGCGGAGCCGAUCCGUGAUACUGCUCACAGGCCAUUUCCUAGGGCCAGUGGGGUCCUCGUGGCCAGUCUACUCUCUGAUGCUAUGGAAGAGCGUAGUAAAGGUAUUCCUUUCUACUGGAAAAUUCACAGAUCCCUUGAUUUCGAGACUGUUGUUUUAAAACGGGAAGAUGAUACCCUUGCUUUACACAACAGGUUUUCGACCAGGGCGGGAGAGGGUGCGGCGAUGAUAAGUCAGCGGAUCGACCACGUCCGCAAAGAAGCUAUGAGGAUACUUGCUGAAGUUGCCGAUACGGCGAAGAAGACCUUGAUCGACGUCGGGUGUUGCAUGGGAACUGAUAUCCGAACAUUGAUAGCAGAUGGCUACCCUGCUCACGUGAUGAAGCGUUUCAAGACACGUGAUAUGCUAAUCCGGCUAGGCUUCAUCAACCUUGGGUAUACUCUCUACAACCAUCGCCCACAAGAUCUUGGGGUCCAGUUUCACGAGGCCGAUGUGCUAGACUCGAGCUUCUUCACAAAGCGCAAGGACCUAGCCGGCCAGUUUGACUUCGUCCACUCUGCCAACGUUAUCCAUCUAUUCGACGAAACCCAGCAGGAAGCCUUCAUCCAAGCGCUGGCGUUCCUCGUGAAGCCGGGCGGAACGGUAUGGGGUCGCCAAGUGGGUCUCGAAGAUGAUGAAGAGGCGACAAAUCCCUUUCGACAGCCGGAGGGCAAGGGUGUGCGCCAUACGAUCGCGCAGUUUCGGCGACUGUGGUUGAGGGCUACGGGGUGGGAUGCGAAAAUGCUGGGGUUUGAGGCAGAGCUCGUUCCUUAUGAUGAGUUGAGGGAUCAACGAGCGGAUAAACGCUUUGUUCUACAGUGGAGUGUUCGUGCUCCAACUGAUGAUCAAACGGGCAGAAUAGUGGACGAAAGUUAA
Molecule: messenger RNA, 3618 nt
Organism: Letharia lupina
Lineage: Eukaryota; Fungi; Ascomycota; Lecanoromycetes; Lecanorales; Parmeliaceae
Exons: 6
Coding region: 1-3618 (1205 amino acids)
Molecular function (GO): hydrolase activity
Source: RefSeq, a predicted model, not a curated record